This is a messenger RNA of Ylistrum balloti, 1992 nucleotides long. RefSeq lists its product as uncharacterized. The record is from RefSeq and is a predicted model, not a curated record. The coding region runs from base 1 to 1992 and encodes 663 amino acids. The transcript has a single exon. NCBI's taxonomy places the organism in Eukaryota, Metazoa, Mollusca, Bivalvia, Pectinida, Pectinidae.
AUGACUGACCAGUUGUAUAAAUCAUUACACGGACUUACAACCAUAGUACAUGCCAGUAACAAACUAGAUGCGAUAAUGAAUAAACAAUUAUUCCAGUAUCUCGGAACUCAACCGGCGGAGAAAAUGUCUUUUUUCUCGUUUAUGGAUAAAUUAAUGCAGCCACUUGAAUAUAAGCUGUUCACUAUUGAAACAUUUGUCAAUGAACAAUCAGACAUACCGUUGUUCGUGGAACUACGAGGAAUUCGGAAAAUCGAGGAAUUGUCUGUUCAAAAUUUAAUAAAGCUUUUGUCAGAAUUUGAUACAAAUUUUAACAUUUCAUUCAAUGAGAUCCGCGAAGAAAGAAACAUUGUCGCGUUUUAUUUGAAAAUGUUUUCUUCGAAUGCGUUAUCGUCCGAUGCCGAAAUUCUGUGUCAUCCACAUCACCCAAAAUAUAUCGCAACGUACACAGGCUAUCAACAGAGAGCCGAAAAAUUUCCUCGGACGUGGAGAGUUGUGAUGCGCAUGAUAUACACCAAGGAAGGACUUCGGUUGCCAAACGUACCUACGAUACUGCUAAAAAGAAAAACCCGGCGCCCAACUGAGGACAAAGACUUGUACAAGCCAAUCCUGUCUAAAUUGAAAUCGGCACGAGCUAAAUAUUAUGAUCCGGAUACGUUUCGAUUGAAAUUGGCAACUAUUUUUUAUUUCACACUACAAGGGGUCGAUUGGGCUAAAAACACAUGCGAAGUGAUUCAACGGAUGGAAGGGGAUAUUAUGCGAUUAGCGAAGGACAAAGACUGGCUUGCUGUGCAGUACCAUAUGUAUACUUUGAUAAACACAUAUGAAAGGUUCGUCAGAAAUCUUCGCGAUUUCGAUGUUGAUCUAAAUGUAGAACAUGUAUCUAGUUACCCGGAUGUGGAGAAACUUUCUGAAAGCUGCGUUGCUGAAUUUCACGACCUCUUGAAUAUUCUUGGGGAUAUUUUGCACACCAUAGAGGGUCAAAGCACCGUUGAACAUUUUGAAUCAUUAACAAACGACGAAAUUCAACUUAUGCACAAUGAAUCCCAAGGUUUUCAAAACCCAACUAUGAGUAGAUACCAAGAACACAAACUACUCCCAUUGAUAAAAGCCGAGUUUGAUAUUGGGCAUCUCGAGGAUUGGAUGCGAUCUAGAGUAUUUUUAUACGAAGAACUACUGCGACACUCAAACGAAAAGCGAUCCGUCAGUUAUAUUCUAGAAUCUUUGGAAGUUUAUGUUUGCCAAUAUGGCGGUGCAUUUGUCACUUUGGAUGAACUGGUGUCACCAGAAGAAAUACUAUGUACGUUGUCAACUCUGAGAAUGGAUUUUCUUGAUUACGAUUCAUAUUCAUUUCACGUGUUGCGAGAAAAAUGUGGGUCUUCCAAAUAUUCUUCGACUAAUCUCUGCGACGACAUAUUUGCCUUGCGCAAAGACGUUCUUCUUGAACAGGAAGUCCGUGUAGCAGUUGACAGUAAAGGAAUCAACGACGUAGGUUUUAUCUGUGAUGAAAUGUACAAUAAAAUCAGACAUGACGCUAUGCUUCGAAAAUACCGACUGACUGUUUCAAAGAUUGACAUAUUACAGAUUAUUAAUCGGCUGUAUCCCGAAAAGCAACAGUUUGGAUUUUACCCAAUGUCGGUUUUCAGACAGAAUAGCCAGCCAGUGUCUGAGGAAUUCUUUGCGAGAAUUUCCUCGUUUGCUAUCGACCAAAGGAACGCAGAAAUGACGCAAAUAUUGCGAAAUUAUUUCUGCGAUAAUCACGGCUUCUGUGUCGAACAUAAGACAUCUCUAAACGAGUCUAAAAUGAAGCUGAGUAAUGAUAGGGCACACGUUGUAUAUAACGAAACAUAUACUGCAUUUAGGAAUACCACAAUGCCACGAUCUUCUGCUAGAACACAGACAGAGGACCAGGUGUCUUUAGCGCCAAUAGCUCACGUAAACAACCCAAUUUUAAUCAUUCUUUUGGUUUGUAACUUUGCAAAGCAAAUUAUGUAA